Molecule: messenger RNA, 2115 nt
Organism: Arvicola amphibius (Eurasian water vole)
Lineage: Eukaryota; Metazoa; Chordata; Mammalia; Rodentia; Cricetidae
Gene: Lims2
Product: LIM zinc finger domain containing 2
Exons: 11
Coding region: 458-1468 (336 amino acids)
Biological process (GO): cell-cell adhesion; positive regulation of integrin-mediated signaling pathway; positive regulation of substrate adhesion-dependent cell spreading
Cellular component (GO): focal adhesion; cytoplasm; cell-cell junction
Source: RefSeq, a predicted model, not a curated record
ACAGCUGUCCUUCCCAGCCCCUCUGAAAUCAGAGGGCGGCUCUCACUACUUUUGUCCUGUCAUUCUGGAUCUCUCUGGAGGCAGGCUUUUCCUUCCUAAACUUUUUCUGUCCUAGCUUGUCCUUGGCCGACCCCAAAGUGCUUCCGGCCACACCUUCUAGGCUUGGACCUCAGGCCAAGUCUCCUGCUUAGCGGAGGUGAGAGUGCAGCGCCUGAGAGCUGUGGUAGUGGGACGCUUGGUGGCCGCCCAGAGGAGCUUCUGGAAGCCCUCAGGGAAGGAGGGUCCCAGGGAGGCAGAAGGUCAUCUCAGUUACCAAGAGAAGAUGAAAUGGGACCUCAGCAAAGCACCCCACUUUGUCCCCCAAACCAGGAGAAACUGAAGCAAAGCAAGUCACACCAUUAAAUCACCAGAAGAUCAUAGUCACAUUGGAAAUCCACUGAUUUUAUUUCCCAGCAACAUGUCUGAGUGCUUGGCCGAUGCCAUGUGCCAGCGCUGCCAGGCCCGGUUUGCCCCCACCGAGCGCAUCGUCAACAGCAAUGGGGAGCUCUACCACGAGCACUGCUUCGUGUGCGCACAGUGCUUCCGGCCUUUCCCCGAGGGGCUCUUCUAUGAGUUUGAGGGCCGGAAGUACUGCGAACAUGACUUCCAAAUGCUGUUUGCUCCAUGCUGCGGAUUCUGUGGUGAGUUUGUCAUUGGACGCGUGAUCAAGGCCAUGAACACCAACUGGCAUCCAGGCUGCUUCCGCUGUGAGCUGUGUGACGUGGAGCUGGCUGACUUGGGCUUUGUGAAGAACGCAGGCAGGCACCUCUGCCGGCCUUGCCACAGCCGCGAGAAGGCCAAGGGCCUGGGCAAAUUCAUCUGCCAACGGUGUCACCUAGCCAUUGACGAACAGGCCCUCAUGUUCAAGAAUGAUCCCUACCACCCGGACCACUUCAGCUGUUCCCACUGUGGGAAGGAGCUGACCUCUGAUGCCCGUGAGCUGAAGGGAGAGCUCUACUGCUUGCCUUGCCAUGACAAGAUGGGCGUCCCCAUCUGUGGGGCUUGCCGCCGGCCAAUCGAGGGCCGCGUGGUCAACGCACUGGGCAAGCAGUGGCACGUGGAGCACUUUGUCUGUGCCAAGUGUGAGAAGCCGUUCCUGGGGCACCGACACUAUGAGAAGAAGGGCCUAGCGUACUGUGAGACCCACUAUAACCAGCUCUUUGGGGAUGUCUGCUACAACUGUAGUCAUGUGAUCGAGGGUGACGUGGUGUCAGCCCUCAGCAAAGCCUGGUGUGUGAACUGCUUCUCUUGUUCUACCUGCAACAUGAAGCUCACUCUGAAGAACAAGUUCGUGGAGUUCGACAUGAAGCCCGUGUGUAAGAGGUGCUAUGAAAGGUUCCCCCUGGAGCUGAAGAAGAGGCUGAAGAAGCUGUCUGACAUGACCUCACGCAAGGCCCAGCCCAAGUCUGUGGACGUCAACUCAGUCUAAAGAUCCUUGGCCUCCCUUUGCCUGCAGACCCUUUGCCCUCUCCUCCCUGCCCCAAUUCUUGCUGGCCACCUCCCAUUUCUGCUCCAUCCCAGGCCCCUCCUUCUGGUAUGUCACCUUUUCUGUUCCCAGUCUACCUUGGGCUACAUGGUACGCUCUUCCGCACUGAGACCUGGUCCAGUCUCACAGGCAUUUCCUCCUGUGCCCACAGCCUCUGGGGAUAGGGGCAAACUGGAGCCAGGAUCAUCUGCCAUUUGCUUGGCUCACAGAUGCCAGCCUGACACCUGUCCUUUCCACUCUCCUGGGAGAGUUUCAGUCUUAGAGAGGUCCUUGGGCUUGGUGGGAGAGCUAUCCCAGCCCCAGGGCCAGCCCCAUGCAAAUGGAGACUUCUGGGCUCGAGGGACAUCAGUAUUUCAGCCACGUUAAGCCCCUGUGCUUACACCGCAUCACAAACCCAGCCACUUCUGGGAUGAACCAGCUGGAGGCUGAGAUUCCCAUCACCUUCACUGCUCAGGAGACUCUGCAGAAAGCCUCUUAGCUGCCCACCAAGGCUGAGGUCCCACUUCCCAGCAGGACACACGGCCCCAGCCAGCUCUGACCUGCAAGUGGAUACGUACUUGCACAAUGAAGGCUGAUUCUCACUGUGGAAA